AUGAGUCGGUUCACGAAGCUGAACUAUAUUCUUUUGUUCUUUCUCAUCACGGUGGCUACGCCGGCAUCCGGCGGAUUUUACAUCGGCAGAAGAUAUGUACACAUUCGAAACGACUUGGAAAACCAUGCAAGGCUGAGGAUCCACUGCUGGUCCAAAAACGACGACGUGUUUCAAACGACUUUGGAUCCGAACCAGGAGACAAGCUGGAGCUUCAUCGACAACUACUUCGGAGGCACGAGAUUUGUGUGCGACAUGGAGUUUCUGCUGGAAGGCCGGAUGAGGAGUGGUCGUUUUUUGGUGUACGACAAUAAGAAGAGGUUCAGAAAGCGGGAGUGCUACAAACGGUGUAAAUGGUCGGUAAGGAGAUAUGGGUUGUAUGCAUAUGAUGAGAAGGACAAGAGGUGGGACUAUGAGACUCCAUGGCCAACCAGAAAUAGCUUCCGAUCUUCCAUUGAUCUUCCGGAAUGA
Molecule: messenger RNA, 468 nt
Organism: Corylus avellana
Lineage: Eukaryota; Viridiplantae; Streptophyta; Magnoliopsida; Fagales; Betulaceae
Product: S-protein homolog 2-like
Source: RefSeq, a predicted model, not a curated record